ACUCCCUGCCUGUAGCUGCGGGCGAAAAGGGAAAGCCUGCCCAUUAUAAGAAGGGACAGUCGGGUGUUCCUGCCGCGCUCCUGCCUUCUCUGCGCGCCAUGGAGAUCUGCUAUCAGUGCAUAGCGGUAGGCUGCAUCAUAGCCUACAUAAUCUUGCAGAUAAUACGCUGGAUCCGAGCUGACAGCGAUCUCACCGUGCAGUGGGCAGAAUGGUGGGGCAAGAAGCCUGAAAAAGAACUGCCUAGGAAAGUUGUCUGGGUGACUGGUGCCUCCAGUGGAAUUGGAGAAGAGUUAGCCUACCAGCUGGCCAAGAUUGGCUCAUGGCUUGUGCUAUCAGCAAGAAGAGAGAAUGAACUGGAGAGGGUGAAAAAGAAGUGUCUUGAGAUCAGCAGCCUAAGUGAUAAAGAUAUCCUCAUUUUGCCACUUGAUUUGACUGACAGGGGAUCUCAUGAAUCUGCCACAAAGACUGUUCUUCAGCAUUUUGGAAGGAUUGACAUUUUGGUGAACAACGGCGGACGUUCUCAGCGUUCUCUUUUUGUAGAUACAAAUAUUGACGUUUAUAACGCUAUAAUGGAACUCAAUUAUCUUGGCACAGUCUCCUUAACCAAAUUUGUCCUGGACCACAUGAUCCAGAGGAAACAGGGGAAGAUUGUCACGAUGAACAGCGUGAUGGGUGUCAUGGGAGCUCCCUUGGCGACUGGGUAUUGUGCCAGCAAACACGCUCUGCGGGGCUUCUUUAACUCUCUUCGGCCUGAGAUUUCUGACUAUCCUGAAAUAAGUAUAAUCACCAUCUGCCCAGGGCCUGUCCAGUCACAGAUCAUCCAAAAUGUCUUUACUGAAGAAGUUUCAAAGGUUAAUAAAAAUGUUGGUGACCAAUCUCACAAAAUGACAACUCACCGCUGUGUUCGCUUAACUCUGGUUAGCAUGGCUAACGAUGUGAAUGAAGCCUGGAUCAGUGACCAUCCCUACUUGGCAAUUUGUUAUGUGUGGGAAUAUGCGCCCACCUGGGCAUGGUGGCUGUUGAACCGCAUGGGAAAGAAGCGGAUAGAGAACUUCAAGCAUGGAGUGGAUGCUGAUGUUUCUUAUUACAAAAAGUCUUCCUAAGGAAAACGAGCAGCCCAGCAUUCUUUUGAACCUGAACCAGCAUAAGGAAAAGAGAAGAACCUCUGCUUUAAAAGUUUAUAGUUUUCUUUUGCAAACACUUUGGCAAGAAAGGAUGCUAAAAUGUACAAUGACUUGUGUACCUGUAUAAAGCUUCUGACUUUGCAGCUA
This is a messenger RNA of Python bivittatus (Burmese python), 1271 nucleotides long. RefSeq names its product dehydrogenase/reductase 7 (gene DHRS7). The record is from RefSeq and is a predicted model, not a curated record. Lineage: Eukaryota; Metazoa; Chordata; Lepidosauria; Squamata; Pythonidae. Gene Ontology annotation, molecular function: oxidoreductase activity.